AUGACAAAGUUGAAAAGAGGUGCUAUUAUUAGAAGGCUUGUGGUUGCCUUCACCGUUGGGUUUUUCAUCCUGAUCGGUUUGUUCAAGUUGAAGUCUCACCACAAGGACACCGACUUGAAUAGUUUGAUUCCUAACUUACCGAUCGAUAUCAGACAGAAUCUUUUGGCUGCCACGAACGACAGGAAACAUGAUACCGAGACCAUGCAGAAGUUCGAAGAAUUGUUUAAGGAGAUCAAGAAGAACCAGGAGGAACAGUCCAAACAGUUGGAGAAGCAGAGACGUCUUUUGGACUCCAAGAUACAGAAGAUCAAGGUGCAGAACAAGAAAGAGGCCACUUUGAGGGAGUCCUUGGCGUUCACUUAUGAAUACGAUCAGUCCAGGAAGUUACCAGCAUACAUCUGGCAGUUGUAUCCUACUGACAAGAAGCAGCAAUUGGAACUUAAAAAGAAGAUCGAGCAAGCUAGGGCUGAAGGGAAGGAGAUAUCGCAAGAGAUGAGCGACACCGAACAGGUGGAUCUGAACAAGUGGGAGGCCAAGAACCCUGGGUUUGUCCAUGAAGUGUUCAAUCACGUUGUUAUGAAGGCGUUGGUGCAACAUUUCUAUGCUAACAUUCCUGCUGUGGUCGAGGCUUUCGAAACGUUACCUUCAGAUAUCUUGAAAGUCGAUUUUUUUAAAUACUUGAUCUUGUACGCAAGAGGUGGUGUUUACGCCGACAUUGACACCGAUCCGAUUCAAGCUAUUCCAAAUUGGAUCCCAGAAAACGUGAACCCAAAAUCUGUAGGCUUGUUGAUCGGGAUUGAACAUGACGCCGAAUUGCCUGGUUGGGAAAACUUUUACGUUAGAAGACUUCAAUUCGGUACUUGGAUCAUACAAGCAAAACCAGGUCAUCCAAUUAUCAAAGAGGUCAUUGCUAGAAUAACAGAAGAAACAUUGAAACGUAAGAGAGAGAACAAUUUGAACGUGAACUUGAGAAACAACUUGAACCUAAUGAGUUGGACGGGUUCUGCCCUGUUCACCGAUACAAUCUUCGCCUACUUUAACAACUACUUAAAGAGUGGCAUCUCCACUCCUGUCACAUGGAGAGAGUUCCAUAAAUUAACUGAGCCAGUUCUGCUAAGCGAUGUGCUAGUGUUCCCAAGAGGUUCGUUCAACGUGCAAAAGAAGGCUAAAGUCACCGAUCAGUCUGGAACUGCCAAGGACAAACUGGUCAUCAACGAGGAAGAGGCAGACCCACUUGAUAAGAUCUUGUUGGAUAAGUCUUUGCAACUGGUCUCUCAUAACAUUGAAAACUUUUGGAAAGCACCAAAACAAAAGGUUGACCAAGCAGCCAAAAAACAGUAA
Messenger RNA from Tetrapisispora phaffii CBS 4417, 1341 nucleotides. RefSeq lists its product as uncharacterized. Gene Ontology annotation, cellular component: mannan polymerase complex. Bases 1 to 1341 code for a protein of 446 amino acids. Gene Ontology annotation, molecular function: alpha-1,6-mannosyltransferase activity. Lineage: Eukaryota; Fungi; Ascomycota; Saccharomycetes; Saccharomycetales; Saccharomycetaceae. Gene Ontology annotation, biological process: protein N-linked glycosylation. The transcript has a single exon. The record is from RefSeq and is a predicted model, not a curated record.